Molecule: messenger RNA, 1068 nt
Organism: Sclerotinia sclerotiorum 1980 UF-70
Lineage: Eukaryota; Fungi; Ascomycota; Leotiomycetes; Helotiales; Sclerotiniaceae
Product: 26S proteasome regulatory subunit rpn-8
Exons: 3
Coding region: 1-1068 (355 amino acids)
Biological process (GO): proteasome-mediated ubiquitin-dependent protein catabolic process
Cellular component (GO): proteasome regulatory particle; proteasome complex
Molecular function (GO): metallopeptidase activity; protein binding
Source: RefSeq, a predicted model, not a curated record
AUGCCUGCUACCACGGCAGAAACUCUCUCCCUCGUUACGAGAAAUGUAUCAGUUGCACCACUGGUAUUACUUUCAGCAGCAGAUCAUUACGGGCGACAAGCUAAAGGCACGCGCAGACGUGUGGUUGGAGUUCUGUUAGGACAGAAUGAUGGAAAGAAUGUACGGGUAUCAAACAGUUUUGCUGUCCCAUUCGAAGAGGAUGAGAAAGACCCAUCAGUAUGGUUUUUGGAUCACAAUUACGUCGAAUCAAUGAAUGAUAUGUUCAAGAAAAUCAAUGCGAGAGAAAAGCUAAUAGGAUGGUAUCAUACUGGGCCUAAACUGAGAGCUUCAGAUUUGGAGAUCAAUGAGUUGUUUAAGAGAUAUACCCCCAACCCGUUACUUGUGAUUAUCGAUGUUCAACCAAAGGAGGCUGGCGUACCAACAGAUGCCUAUUUUGCGGUCGAGGAGAUUAAGGAUGACGGCACAACUACAUCCAAGACUUUCGUACAUACACCAUCGAUCAUCGAGGCUGAGGAGGCUGAGGAAAUCGGAGUCGAACAUUUACUGAGAGAUAUCAGAGAUGUGGCAGUUGGAACUCUUUCAACAAGAAUCACAAAUCAAGUACAAUCAUUGCAAGGUCUACACGCACGAUUACGAGACAUUAGCCAAUAUUUACAAAACGUCCUCGAUGGAACUUUACCAGUCAACCAUGCCAUUCUAGGCAAUCUCCAAGAUGUUUUCAACCUCCUCCCUAAUUUAUCUACACCCAAAGCUUCCUCUCACAUUCCUAACGGCCUCGAUGCACCUGUUGAAAAUAACAGCGAAUUAGCACAUGCUAUGAGCAUAAAGACAAAUGAUCAAUUGAUGGCUAUCUACUUAAGUAGUUUGAUCCGCGCCAUUACCGCCUUCCACGAUCUCAUCGAAAACAAAAUUCAAAAUAGACAACAGCAAGAGGAGAAGGAUGCCAAGAAGGAAGAAGCCAAAGAUGAGAAAGACAGGAAGACUGAUGGGGUUGAAGGUGUGAAUGGAGAUGGAAAAGAGGGCAAAGAAGCGGAAAAGGAGAAAGAGGAUAAGGAAAAGAAGAAGUGA